Molecule: messenger RNA, 1869 nt
Organism: Trichoderma gamsii
Lineage: Eukaryota; Fungi; Ascomycota; Sordariomycetes; Hypocreales; Hypocreaceae
Exons: 2
Coding region: 1-1869 (622 amino acids)
Biological process (GO): amino acid catabolic process
Molecular function (GO): L-amino-acid oxidase activity; polyamine oxidase activity
Source: RefSeq, a predicted model, not a curated record
AUGUCUUCCCAAUCUGCUUUGAGAGCCAACAGAGACGCCUCUUCUCCUGCCACUGCUGCCCUCUUGGGCUUCCUCCACAAGUUUGCCACGGCAGAUGAGGACUACUUAGACGUGGUUCACAAUACGCCGGGAAAGUCUCUGUGGAAGAUUGGCCAGUCACACCUGAGAGAAGGCACCCGCUUCUGUGAUGGCGGCGAUGAUUCAGGCGUUCCAGAUGAGAGCGCCCAAGACGAAGCAGCCUUGACAGAAUUAAUCAGAGGCCCUGGCUUGCAGGCUGUGCCUCCGGGUACUACUGUCACUGUUAUCGGUGCGGGCAUGUCGGGCCUCGUGGCAGCCUAUGAGCUCAAGAGAGCCAAAUUCGAUGUCACUAUUCUCGAGGCGUCAUCUCGAGUGGGUGGUCGUGUCAUUACCUUCCGAGAUCCCGUUUUCGCCCCCGGCUUACACGCUGAGGGUGGUGCGAUGAGAAUCCCCAAGAACCACUACCUCCUGCACGAGUACAUCAACAGGUUCAACAUUGAUAGUCUCUUCGACUUUGAAAUGAAGAACAAAUUCAUCUACCUCUCGAACUACCGCGGAGGCACUACACUGACGUACGACGACUUCAACGCAAAGCUAGUGAACCGUGAUCGUGAGCUGCUUGAACUCUUCCCCGGCCUCAAGCCUCGCGAAAAGGGCAAGACGUGCGACGAUCUCUUCUUCGAGGCCGUCGAGCCCGUCGUUUCUCUCUUCAAAUUGGCGUACAAUGCGCAGUCGGGAGACAAGUCAGCCAAGAUUCGCGCAGGAUACCAGCAGGUCACCGAAGUCUACGACAGGUACACCUUCAGGGGUUACCUUGAGGAGGUGGCAAACUGGAGCUCCGACGCCAUCAAUCUAUACGAUCUUGGCAAUGCCCACGUCGUCUUUGAGAACGGCUUCAUCGAAUCCUGGAAGGACGCCUUUCUUUCGAGCAACACGUCCGGCGGAGAAGCCGGGAUGCAGCAGUUGCAGCACGGGAUGGACCAGGUCCCAAAAGCCUUCAUCUCUUCCGAGAGGAAGCAGUACUCUCUUGACGAGAACAUCACCUACAGUGCCCGUGUGACGAAUCUGGCCGACAUUCCUCCUUCUGGCGAUAGACCUGCCCAGGUUCGUGUCGAUUACGAGACCCAGGCGGGCAACAAAUUGAGCGUCACUUCGGACUUUGUCGUCCUUACGGUGCCCUAUACUGCCCAGCGUGCCAUUGCCAAGACUCGCCCCUUUGCACCGAUCCUAGAGCAAGCAAUGCGGGAUGUUCGAUACAUUCAAAUCACCAAAAUCCUCCUCCAGUACCGGAAGCGUUGGUGGGAAGACGUCUUCAACUCGCACGGCCAGGGAAGCGACGGGGGCCUUAUCAGUGACCUACCUAUCCGCUACACCAUGUUUCCCAUGACCAAAGACAACUCGCAGUGCCACAAUACCAACAGAGGCGCCGUCAUGGCCGCUUAUACCUUCCAGCAGGACGCUACGAUCCUCGGUUCCAUGACACCCGAGCACAGGGUCCGCAUCGCGGCUGAGAAUCUGGAUCACAUCUUCCCCAGAGCCAAUUCGCUCCAGUACCUGGAGGCGGGCACUUCGCAGGCGUUCCCGUCAGACGAGCUUGCGGGAGGAAGCGCGUUCUGCUACUUUGGACCAGGCCAGAAGAGCCAGUACCUCGACGUAAUGAAGGCUCCAGAUUGGGCGUAUCCCGAGAACUCGACAAACUACCGCGUCUUCUUUGGGGGAGAACAUGCCAGCUACACCCACGGGUGGAUUCACGGAGCCAUUGAGGCAGGACUGAGAUGUGCGCAGCAGGCUCAUGCCGUUGCCACCAGCCGGCCUGCUCAUAAGAGGCUCAUUUUGAGUGAGAAGAACUAG